Molecule: messenger RNA, 4475 nt
Organism: Cololabis saira (Pacific saury)
Lineage: Eukaryota; Metazoa; Chordata; Actinopteri; Beloniformes; Belonidae
Gene: apba2b
Product: amyloid beta (A4) precursor protein-binding, family A, member 2b
Exons: 14
Coding region: 158-2983 (941 amino acids)
Biological process (GO): chemical synaptic transmission
Cellular component (GO): plasma membrane; dendritic spine; cytoplasm
Molecular function (GO): protein binding; amyloid-beta binding
Source: RefSeq, a predicted model, not a curated record
CGGUUCGGCGUCAGCUGCUGCUCCGUGUGCGCUCGCUGCCUCUCGGUGGAUGAAGCAAACGGUGAUGCGCUACCAGCCAGCACCGUUCCUUACAAAUCUGAAAAAGAGGUGACUUAUCAACACAUGACAUUCUCCAGUAUAAAGCCACUAACAAUGAAUGGAUUGUAAGCUGCCAGUCAUGGCUCAAAGGAAAAGGCCAGGGACCGGUGGGGGAAACAACAUGGCUACUCAAGGCCCUGCUUCCUGUCCCAGUACUCAUCCUGCAGACUCUUGUGAUCUAAAAGCACUUCCAGCAAGGCAACGCCCACUACGCUACCACAAUAAGUCACAUGAUUUGAAAACCAUCUCACAUACCCGUAAGGCACAAUAUUCCUGUCCCAAGGCUCAAGGCAUUGGUCACAGUCAUCCUGAAGAAGAUGCAAAUGCAGAGGUGGAAGUGAAGAGGUACAGCAAUAAAGAUGCUGAUGUGGAGAUUGAAAACCAGCGGCCGGCGACACCAUCUACACCAGAACGUAACCAUGACCCUGCUGACCAGGUAGACUUCAAUGGUGGAGGUGACAGCCUGGAUGAUGACUCCAGCUCUGACUAUAUCAACAACACCUCAGAUGAUGAGGAAGACUAUGACGAUGGACUGGCAGAGGAGGACGAGGGCGUGACUUACUACAUCCGCUAUUGCCCAGAAGAUGACAGCUACAUGGAGGGUAUGGAUUGCAGCACCCAGGGAGAUUGCCAUCACACCCAGGGUGACUGUGCCGGCACCAUGCAGCCAGCCACAUCUCAUGCUGAUGAAUGCCAGGAGGCUGUGGAAGGGUGGGCCGAGGAGGGGGAGGCAGAGGGAGGUGUGAGAGAGGAAGAAUGGGUAGAAAAUCAGGAGGGAGAAGGGCCAAUGAGAGAGGAGUGGAGAGAAGAGGAGGAAGAAGGGAGAGAAGAGUGGAGAGAGGGAGAUGAGGAGGUGCAAGGAGAGUGGGGAGAAGAGGGGCAGGUCAGACAGGAGCAGUGGGCUGGAAAUGAGAGACAAAGGGUAGAGGAGUGGGGUGAAGGGGAGGGGGAGGUCCGCUGUGAGGUUGUGGAGCAAGAUCCUGAUGAACAGAUAUACAAUGGACGACCAGAACCCAUCCUGGACCACCACCAUCACCAUCACUACCACCACCAGCCUGCCUUGCAAGACACCUUGCAUACCCGACUGGAUGACAGAGAGGAGGAGGAAGAGGCAGAUAGUGAAGACUAUUGCCCCAAUGAGGAGGAAGACGAUGAAGGUGAUGAGGAGGGACAUGAAAGGGCUUACACUGGAGAUUACUAUGUUCCAGAAGACAACGGAAACUCAGUGGUGGUCUCUCCAUACCGUAGCCGUAAAGUGUUGGUGGUAGAAGGGGAAACAGGUGAGGAGGCUGAGGAGGACAUUGACCAAAUUGUUGCUGAAAUUAAAAUGAGUAUGAGCAUGGGGAGUCUAAGCAGCGGUACCGACCAAAGCCCGGAGGAGCUGGCACAGGACCCUGCACCAAGUGAUUACAAUCAUCCUAAUUCUGAGGCAGCUCCAUACCAACCAGCACACCAUCGCCAUGACAGCAGGCCCAAGUCCCUGAACCUUCCCUCCAUGCACCACAACAACCCUGACCUCCAGAGGGGCAUCAAGGCACAUCCACGCUCCCCUGAAGACAGACGGAGGUGGUCACAAGAGCAGGUGAGCAAUGGAGCAGAGCAGCCUAGAAAACAGCAGCGGUCUGACCUCAACAUUCCCCUAGAGAACAACAACGUACCAGAGCCAACAAAGAAAGUCCCAUCAUUCCCCAGCUUUGUUGAUGUCCCAGGACCCUGUGAACCAGAAGACCUGAUUGACGGUAUUAUCUUCGCUGCGAACUACCUGGGCUCUACCCAGCUGCUGUCUGAGCGGAACCCCUCCAAGAACAUACGUAUGAUGCAGGCUCAGGAGGCCGUCAGCAGGGUCAAGAGGGUACAGAAGGCUGCCAAAAUCAAGAAAAAGGCGAGUGCUGAUGGGGACGCUCAAACACUCACUGAAGUGGAUUUGUUCAUCUCCACCCAGAGAAUAAAAGUCCUUAACGCAGACUCACAAGAAACAAUGAUGGACAAUGCUCUGCGGACCAUCUCCUACAUCGCCGACAUAGGGAACAUUGUGGUCCUGAUGGCGAGACGCCGAAUGCCUCGCACGGCCUCGCAGGACUGUAUCGAAACUACCCCCGGUGCUCCCGAGGCUAAGAAGCAGUACAAGAUGAUCUGCCAUGUCUUUGAGUCUGAGGAUGCCCAGCUCAUCGCUCAGUCCAUAGGCCAGGCGUUCAGUGUAGCCUACCAGGAGUUCCUGAGAGCCAACGGCAUUAACCCUGACGACCUGAGUCAGAAGGAGUACAGCGAAAUCAUCAACACCCAUGAAAUGUACAAUGAUGACCUUAUUCACUUCUCCAACUCUGAGAACUGCAAAGAGCUGCAGCUGGAGAAGAGUAAAGGGGAGAUCCUGGGUGUGGUGAUCGUGGAGUCUGGCUGGGGCUCCAUCCUGCCCACAGUUAUCUUAGCCAACAUGAUGAACGGCGGGCCGGCCGCACGCUCCGGCAAGCUCAGCAUCGGAGACCAGAUCAUGUCCAUCAACAACACCAGCCUGGUGGGGCUGCCACUCGCCACCUGUCAGGGAAUCAUUAAGGGCUUAAAGAACCAGGUACAGGUGAAAAUGAACAUUGUCAGCUGCCCCCCGGUUACUACUGUCCUCAUUAAGAGACCCGACCUGAAAUACCAGCUGGGAUUCAGUGUCCAGAAUGGCAUUAUCUGCAGCCUGAUGCGAGGAGGCAUCGCUGAGCGAGGCGGUGUCCGCGUGGGUCACAGGAUUAUCGAGAUCAACGGUCAGAGUGUGGUGGCCACAGCGCAUGAGAAGAUUGUUCAGGCCCUCUCCAACUCUGUUGGCGAGAUCCACAUGAAAACCAUGCCGGCCGCCAUGUACAGGCUUCUAACAGGACAGGAGACGCCAUUGUACAUAUAAACGACAGCCAGGAGGCGCUUCACAGGACACACAGUCUGCUGUGGUUCCAUCUGACAGUGCAAACUACAGACUAUCCACCGGCCGGAGGGUUAUUAGUCCCAUUUCUCUCUUUUUCAUUCCUUGGGUUGAUUACUUCCGUUUCUCAUCAUCCCUCCCUCGUCUGUGCUUAACUCGCUUCACAGCCAUUGUGAUGACCGGAGAUACGUAAUCCAGUUAAAUCCAUCUGACCAGCUGAGGAAGCAGCACGCGUGUGUGGAUAUGUGUGAAUACCGAUUAUUUAUUUGUCCAGUUUGUGCUUUUCCUCUUUUUUUUCUUGUCACAUCAGUGGAACUGUGAAUGAUGUUAUCAAGUGAAUGCAUCACAGUUUUUCUUCUUUUUUUUUUAUCCCUGUAAUGCAAUAUGAUACUCCUGCUAUACUUUUUUGUAUAGUUUCAUUUUCCUCUUUUAAUUUAUUUCCCAUGUAAAUACAUAUUUUGCUAAUAUUGUGAGUGAGGGUAGUAGGGAGGGCGGGGCCACAGCUGCACUGUAAAUAGUUACCGAAUCCUGCUGUUCAGGUGGAUGCAGACCGUGAAGACGGCAAAGGCACAAUUAGAUAUUGGAUAUCGCAGGAACUGGCAGCAAAAAAAGAUGGAUGAGUUAUGUGUUUGAUUAUGCUGAGUCGAUGUACCAUAGAUGUGAAUCAAACCAGUGCUUUCAGCAGGGGUUUACGGGAGAAACGCCAUAUACUUUUUGAUUUAUGUCAUUUUAAAGGCAAUACAUGAAUCCAACCUUUGACUGGAGUCUUUUCUAAAUCUCAUGAACAAAAAAAAAUAACAACAAAAAAACUCACUCAUAUUUAAACAAGGAGCAACUACUAACAUGCAUACUCAUGCUUUUGAUAUCAAGUCACUUGUGUGGAAAAACCUUUCUUUCAUGUGCUACUUCCCUGUAUGUUCAUCUUUAGUGCUCUGACUGGAACUCAUGCAUACUAUGAGUGGACUGUGAAUGUAACUGUGUCGUGUGAGCUGUCUCAAUGCCAUAAACAGUAUUAGAAUGUGUGUACAUAAAGAGAAACUCGUCUAGUAUAGUGUUCAUGAUAAGAAACAAAACACACAGGUUUACCCACCGCAAACAUCCGCCCAACUGUACGUUGGCCUUCAGGCUCCAGGGGGACAGAGAGAGCUGUGAAUCACACACUGUGACAGAAAAAAUAAAUAAAAAGCCUUACCUCAGAGUAAUGGUUUUACAAUGCAUUGUAGUAAAUUCUAACCGUACAAACAUUAUCUGUGUGCAUGCCUCGUAAAGUAGUAUCAUUGUCAUUGUGGCAAGAUAAUAAAACCUGAGUUCAACCUGAUUAGAUUGUUUGUUUGUUUUUAUGUCAUUAUUAUCAGUGUAAUAGAAAACUAUGAAUGCUGCCUGAAAAUGAAUGAUGGUUAAGAGAUUUUACAUGAUUUAAUAAAGAAACUCCAUGUUUGUAGUCAACCAGAUUUGUUGCCAUAUUCAGAAAUGUGAG